Messenger RNA from Triticum turgidum subsp. durum (durum wheat), 1545 nucleotides. NCBI's taxonomy places the organism in Eukaryota, Viridiplantae, Streptophyta, Magnoliopsida, Poales, Poaceae. The record is from the annotation of a GenBank genome assembly.
AUGGACGACACCCUCAAGUCGCUGUCCAUGGACUACCUCAACCUGCUCAUCAACGGCCAGGCCUUCAGCGACGUGACCUUCAGCGUGGAGGGCCGCCUGGUGCACGCGCACCGCUGCAUCCUCGCCGCGCGCAGCCUCUUCUUCCGCAAGUUCUUCUGCGGCGCCGCCGCGGACCAGGCCGCCGCCGCAGCCGCUGCCGGCUCCCCCGGCGCGAUGCUCAUGGACCACCUCAGCCCGCGUUCCCCCUCCGGUGCAUCCGCCUCUUCCCCGCGCGGCGCCGGAGGCUCCGGUUCCGGCUCGGCCUCCGCAGCGGCGAUGGCGCCCGGCGCCGUGAUACCGGUCAACUCGGUGAGCUACGAGGUGUUCCUGCUGCUGCUCCAGUUCCUGUACAGCGGGCAGGUGUCGCUGGUGCCGCAGAAGGGGGAGCCGAGGCCCGGGUGCGGCGAGCGCGGCUGCUGGCACACCCACUGCGCUGCCGCCGUCGACUUGGCCCUCGACACCCUCGCCGUCGCCCGCUCCUUCGGCGUCGAGGAGCUCGCCGUCCUCACCCAGAAGCAGCUGGCGGGCAUGGUGGAGAAGGCGUCCAUCGAGGACGUGAUGAAGGUGCUCAUGGCGUCGCGCAAGCAGGACCUGCACCAGCUCUGGAACACCUGCUCCCACCUCGUCGCCAAGUCCGGCCUCCCGCCGGAGGUGCUCGCCAAGCACCUCCCCCUCGACGUCGUCGCCAAGAUCGAUGACCUGCGCCUCAAGUCCUCCAUGUCCCGCCGCUCCCCCUUCCUCGCCCACCACCAGCAGCACCAGCAGCACCACCACCAGGGCUCCGUCAUCGAGGCCUCCGCGGCCGAGCUCGACGACCACAACAAGAUCCGCCGGAUGCGCCGCGCGCUCGACUCCUCCGACGUCGAGCUCGUCAAGCUCAUGGUCAUGGGGGAGGGGCUCAACCUCGACGAGGCACUCGCGCUGCACUACGCCGUCGAGAACUGUAGCCGGGAAGUGGUCAAGGCGUUGCUGGAGCUGGGCGCCGCUGACGUCAACCACCCGGCUGGGCCCGCCGGGAAGACGCCGCUGCACGUCGCGGCCGAGAUGGUCUGCCCGGACAUGGUGGCCGUGCUCCUCGACCACCACGCCGACCCCAACGUGCGCACCGUCGACGGGGUCACGCCGCUCGACAUCCUCCGUACGCUCACCUCCGACUUCCUCUUCAAGGGCGCCGUGCCGGGGCUCACCCACAUCGAGCCAAACAAGCUCCGACUGUGCCUCGAGCUCGUGCAGUCGGCGGCCAUGGUCAUGUCCAGGGAGGACGCGGCCGGCAAUGCGCAGGUGCCCAUGUACAGCGACCACCAUCCAGGCGCGGGCGGCGGUGGCGUGUACAGCAGCAGCGGUGGCGCGAGCACGAGCAUGAACCUGAGCUUGGACAACAGGAUGGUGUAUCUCAACCUAGGGAUGGACGUGAUGAACCAUGGCGACGGCGGUGGCGACGACGGCGGGAGCAGAUCAGGGCAAGGAGGCCCCUCUUCGUUGUUCUCCCCGCAUGGCUUCCCAUGA